CAACCUGUUAAGGCUGUCAGGCAUUGCCGCAUCGCUGCGACGAGGGACGCCAGCGCGCAACGCAGCCGACGAUGACCGACUCGGACCCGACCAUGGACGCCAGCGACCUCACGCCCUCGAAGCGCCGCAGGACGGCCGAGUCGUCGCCGACGCCCGCCACUUCACAACAACCGUACGUCCUGCCCCUCCGCGGCACGUCGCUCGCGAGACUCGCGGCCGACGUGGGAGCGAUGGCCGCGGCGACGGCGCGCCACGGCAAGUUCAUGGCGUCCGAGUUGUACGGCCCCCUCGUCGCGAUGGAGCAAGCCGAGGGCUGGGCGCGUUUAGAUUCAAAACCGCCGUCCGGCGGCGAGGCCGUGACGUGGCUUUGUCUCGACGUGGAGAUGUGCGAGCGGCGGCGGGACGGCGAGCGCUUCCCCGUGUCGGCCUGCGUCACGCGCACGAGGUGGGAAUCAAGUGUAGAUGGCGUCCGCGCGUCGCAAGAAACGUUGUUCAACGAUAAAAUUAACCCCGGAGACGAGCUCCACUGGUGGGACGACCAUCAAGCGCAAUUGAUAGACUGGAAGGAUUCCGUCCAUGGGCUAUCUAGGCAGGCCCACGUCGCCGCGCGGGGGUCGUUGGCAUCCGUCCAAGACGUGCAGCGGGUUAUAUUGUCGCGAUUCGACGACACGUGUUUUUUGGUCGGCCACAAGCUGUGCAGCGAUUUGCGAGUUCUCCGAAUUCACGGCGCGGCCCUACGAAGGCGCAGUAUCGACACGAUGCUCCUGCACUGGGGGCCUCGCGCCAGCGCGCCGGGCGUGCGCCAAUUACUCAAGCAGGUCGACGCGCCACAAAGUGUAGGUGAGGCGCACGACGCCGCGGCCGACGUCGCCGCUACUGUGGCUGUGGCCUUCUUUGACGUGAAGCGCCUUACACAGGGUCUUGAGAUUGGCCCGGCCUUCGCGCCGGCGCCACUCCUCGCCGCGGACGACCGCCAAAAAUGUAGAGUAGAAAUACCAGAAAGGAUGGUCGGUCGCGUCAUCGGCAAGAAGGGCGCGACCCUCGCCAAGAUUCGCGAGGCGUGCCCCCAGGUCUUCGUCGAGGUCGCGAGCAAGCAGCACGCGUUGAAGGACACGCGCCUCGUGACUUUGCGGGCCCAGGCGUCGGCGGACAUCGCUAGAUGUUUGGAUGCCAUCGCUGCCAAAGUGCCCGACUUACAACCCGUGACGGACGCGGCGAAGACGGAUUUGUUGGAGGACGUCGGCGUUUUGAGGGGGGGGUCGAGCUUCCGGGCGGUUUAGUACUUAAGUGGCUCGUUCGUU
This is a messenger RNA of Pelagomonas calceolata, 1301 nucleotides long. NCBI's taxonomy places the organism in Eukaryota, Pelagophyceae, Pelagomonadales, Pelagomonadaceae. The record is from the annotation of a GenBank genome assembly.